This is a messenger RNA of Aspergillus vadensis CBS 113365, 276 nucleotides long. RefSeq lists its product as uncharacterized. NCBI's taxonomy places the organism in Eukaryota, Fungi, Ascomycota, Eurotiomycetes, Eurotiales, Aspergillaceae. Gene Ontology annotation, molecular function: calcium ion binding. Bases 1 to 276 code for a protein of 91 amino acids. The transcript is spliced from 5 exons. The record is from RefSeq and is a predicted model, not a curated record.
AUGCCUCAGGACAUUAAGAACGCCCACUACUCCUAUGACUACCUCCAUGGGUUGAGGGAGAAGUACGAGAAGUCGGCUCAGGACUUCUGCCGCGGUAUGACCUUUGAGGACGCCCUUGCCCAUGUCAACUCCACCGGCCGCACAGACUUCACCCGGGAACAGUUGGAGGCCUUUGACACCAACCAUGACGGCAGCAUCAACUUUGCUGAAUACAUGGAAUUGAUGCUCAACAACGACAAGGAGCUCGCGUUCCGUAACGCCAAGUUCAUCGCUUAG